AUGCUUCGCUACAGAGGUGUGAAACAAGCGUUGGAUGCGGUAUCCCGGCUGGAUGCCUUCCCAAAAGUUAAGGAAGAAUUUGUACAACCAACGAGAGUCGGCGGAACAUUGUCUCUGAUCAGCAGAUUGGUAAUAUUGUUUCUCAUCUAUCAUGAGGUAUCUUACUACAUGGACUCACGCUUGGUAUUCACAUUUGUUCCCGAUACUGACCUACAAUCAAAAUUGAAAGUGCACAUUGAUUUAACGGUUGCGAUGCCAUGCAAAUCGAUUGGAGCUGACAUUCUGGAUUCAACAAACCAAAACGUGUUCUCAUUCGGUAUAUUGCAAGAAGAAGACACGUGGUUCGAAUUAUGUCCUAGCCAACGUGUCCACUUCGAUUACAUGCAACACCACAAUUCAUACCUUCGUAACGAAUACCAUUCGAUUGCGGAGAUAUUAUACAAAUCAGAUCAUGCUGUUGUGUACAGCAUGCCAGAGCGCGUGGUCAUACCAGAGCGUCCCCACGAUGCAUGUCGUAUUCAUGGUGUGCUCACGUUAAACAAGGUUGCGGGAAAUUUCCAUAUUACCGUUGGUAAAAGUAUUCAUUUUUCACGCGGUCACAUACAUUUGAACAGUAUUUUCGCAAAUACGCCAACCAAUUUUUCCCAUCGCAUAAAUAGGUUCAGUUUCGGUGAUCAUACCGCCGGAAUAAUCCAUCCGCUCGAAGGGGAUGAGAAAAUGUUUGACAAUGGUCAAGUAAUGAUGCAGUAUUUCAUUGAAGUUGUACCGACCGAUGUAGAAAAGUUCUACUCACAUUCCAAAACCUAUCAAUACACAGUCCGAGAGAAUUUACAGCUUAUCGAUAUCGAUAAGGGAUUGCAAGGUGUUUCUGGGAUCUAUUUUAAAUACGAUAUGUCUGCCCUGCGGGUCUUAGUGCGACAGGAUCGAGAUAGUAUUGCUCAGUUUAUCGUGCGGCUCUCGUCGAUCAUUGCCGGCAUCGUCGUGAUAUCGGGCUUGUUGAGUAAGUGCAUGCAUCUCGUCGGUGAUUUAUGCUGCCAGCGAAGACGGGACACGCAAAUGCUGCAAUCAAGCACAAAGCACGCGAAGGGCUCGAUUUUGAUUAGUUGAAAAGUGGCAG
Messenger RNA from Anopheles nili, 1117 nucleotides. Its product is annotated as endoplasmic reticulum-Golgi intermediate compartment protein 2. Gene Ontology annotation, cellular component: COPII-coated ER to Golgi transport vesicle; endoplasmic reticulum; membrane. The transcript is spliced from 6 exons. NCBI's taxonomy places the organism in Eukaryota, Metazoa, Arthropoda, Insecta, Diptera, Culicidae. The record is from RefSeq and is a predicted model, not a curated record. Bases 1 to 1107 code for a protein of 368 amino acids. Gene Ontology annotation, biological process: retrograde vesicle-mediated transport, Golgi to endoplasmic reticulum; endoplasmic reticulum to Golgi vesicle-mediated transport.